AUGAGUGCUUAUUCUUCUUCGUCUAAUGAAGAUGAUAUGAUUUUGAACUCAUUCGUUAGUGAUGCUUCCACUUCGGAAUCCUUUAACGACGAGGAAAACUUUUCUUCAAGUGAAGAUAAAGGUUUGAGAAGAAAUUUGAGUCGUUCCCAAAAUUUUGUGGAAAUAAUUGUGCCUUCGUAUAAUCAAAAUCAAUUUAAAAAACAUUUCCGAAUAUCUAGAACAACUUUUAACCACGUAAUAAAUUUAAUUUCUUUAAGAAAUGUUCUUCCUUCUUCAGCAGCUGGUCGAAAAAACGUUAGUUGUGAAAAAGGCUAA
This is a messenger RNA of Psylliodes chrysocephalus, 315 nucleotides long. NCBI's taxonomy places the organism in Eukaryota, Metazoa, Arthropoda, Insecta, Coleoptera, Chrysomelidae. The record is from the annotation of a GenBank genome assembly.